GGGGACUGUCGUGCCGUGGAGUCAGUUUAGGCCAGUUGGCCUUGGGCCAGUUAUCGUUCCGUGCCAGUGCGGAAGACUUCAUGAGCUGACUUUCCAAGCGUGCGGGGUAUCAGAUACUUUCGUGGUGUCGGUUGUGGGGCACAAGCGUAUCUUUGGGCGGCAGGAUAGCUGCGUAGUCGCGUUAGGCUCGUCUUCCAGGCUUUCUCGCGAUGAUGAACGGCCAGAAGUUCUGCCUCAAGUGGGACAGCUUCCGCACGAGCGUCACGUCCGUGUUCGACCACCUGCGGCAGGAUGAGGAGCUGGUGGACAUCACGCUCUGCUGCGACGGCCACAAGGUCAAGGCGCACCGCAUGAUGCUCUCCGCGUGCAGCCCCUACUUCCGCGAGCUGCUCAAGGAGAACCCGUGCCAACACCCGGUGUUCUUCCUGAAAGACACGAGCAUCGAGGAUCUGCGCGCCGUCAUCGAGUUCGUCUACAAGGGCGAGGUGAACGUGUCGCAGGGUCAGCUGGCAAGCUUCAUCAAGACGGCCGAAAUGCUGCAGGUGCGCGGCCUGAGCGGCGACGAGGACGCGGCGCAGCAGGACCCGGCCGCGGACGAGCGCGCUGCCGGCGGCUCGCCGAGCGUGAUCAAGGUGGAGCAGGUGGAUUUGAGCGAGGAGGAUGGAGAACUGGAGGCCGCGCUGGGGCACGUGGCCAGCUUCGAGGGUCACGCCGGUGGGGCGGGACAAGGCUUUGAUCCCGCCCAGGUGUCGCUGCUGGACGACUCGCUAGGAGAAGCCGGCCCGUCGUCGGCCGGCGCCGGCGGUGACAGAGCCUCACAAGCGCCGUCGGCUUCCGGCCGCCUGGGGUGCCCGCUCUGCAGCAAGACGUACGCCAGCUGGGACUCGUACCGACACCACCUGGAGACGCACGCCGGCCGCACCACCUGCCCGCGCUGCCGCCAGGUGUUCGCCACGGCUGCCAGCCGAAACCGGCACAUGGGCUCGGCUCGCUGCCUGGGCGCUCGGGUCGAGCUGGCGGCUGGUGACUGCGCCGAGUACCCGUGUCGGUUCUGCGGCCGGCUGUACCGCACGCCGGGCAGCCGGCGCGCCCACGAGCACGUGCACACGGGCGGCACCGUCUGCCACCUCUGCAGCCUGGCGUUCGGCAAGAUGGGCAACCUGAAGCGCCACCUGCGCGCGCGCCACGUGGACUCGCACGAAGCGUCCGGCUUCGCGGUGGACCCGGACGACGCGAGCGGAGCGCCGCGGCCGUUCGAGGCGUGA
This is a messenger RNA of Pollicipes pollicipes, 1265 nucleotides long. Its product is annotated as protein tramtrack, beta isoform. Lineage: Eukaryota; Metazoa; Arthropoda; Thecostraca; Pollicipedomorpha; Pollicipedidae. The record is from RefSeq and is a predicted model, not a curated record. The transcript is spliced from 10 exons. Gene Ontology annotation, biological process: regulation of transcription by RNA polymerase II. Gene Ontology annotation, cellular component: nucleus. Bases 210 to 1265 code for a protein of 351 amino acids. Gene Ontology annotation, molecular function: protein binding.